AUUGUGUGUCCUUUGGUGAUAGGUAGUUGGAAUGUUCGUCCUCGUUGUUUUUGUCUCGAUCAUGAGUGAGCUGUCAGCUCUGGGGCAUUCCAGACAAUUUCCAGAAUUCUUCCCACGAAGCGACAGCACGGGUGAGAAUUCAGCCCCCACCUUGCAGACAGGAAUGAUCGCUCGGACUUAAGCAGGUAGGAUAGGAAAUGAUGUUCGAAUCCGGACUAGAGACGGGACAUAGGGCUUACGGCUCACAGGAGGUGUUUUCCCAAGUGUUAGUCUCAGCUAGUGCUGAUCUCCACCAUGGUCUGUCUCUCUCUCUUUCCCCUCUCCAGGCUACCGCGAACCGGAGAGAAUACACUCACGGAUUGCUUAUAAUAGCAACCGCGUGAAAAUGGCUCUUAUCUGAAACAUGAUCCCUGCUCAGAUUAUAACGGUCCAACUGCGGGAUAUAUGAAAAUGCCUCGAUGGAAUGACUUGAGGGAAUUAGAGGGAAGGCGAUGCGCUGCGGAUGGUGUUGAAUGCGAGACCAACAACACAGCGACCGACACACAGAGACUCUCAGACGGCCUUCCCAAUUGGGAC
Molecule: messenger RNA, 576 nt
Organism: Aspergillus welwitschiae
Lineage: Eukaryota; Fungi; Ascomycota; Eurotiomycetes; Eurotiales; Aspergillaceae
Exons: 1
Coding region: 198-383 (61 amino acids)
Source: RefSeq, a predicted model, not a curated record